UUGAACAAAAUAAUCCCUCCAUUUUUCUGAAGGUAUGGGGAAUAAUAUUUCAUUUUUCUCCUCACCAGAACAGCCUUAAGUGCUGCGAUUAGAGAAGUUACCUGUGGGAAGGUGGUUAAGCGAUUAGAUAAAGGGAAAGAAAAGACAUCAAAAUAAAGUACUGCGGAGGAAUUUUUGUCAAGCUGUGAGGCGACGCAGUGAGAAGAGUGAAGGCGAUUGAGAGGGGCUCAGGGAAUUGUCCCCUGUGCCAGGGACUUUCUUUAGGCCCCAGGCCCCUGCCUACCCCUGUCGUCAGCAGAUGAAGAAGAUUAGGCCAGAAUGGUUUAGUGAUCCCAGAAGACAUAGCUAGUUGGUGUCAUGCCGGAACUCAGACUCAGACUUCUGACUUCAGUUCAGAGCUCUUCCUACUGCCUCAGAGAGAUGGAAACCUUGAUGACUGGUUCCACCUUGCCUCCCCUUUUUGCAGAUGAAGAUGGCUCCAAGGAGAGUAAUGAUCUGGCUACAACUGGGAUAACCCACCCAGAGGUUCCAUAUAGUAGUGGAGCCUCAUCAUCCACAAAUAAUCCAGAAUUUGUUGAGGACCUCUCCCAAGGUCAGUUGCUUCAGAAUGAGUCUUCAAAUACAGCAGAAGGCAAUGAACAGAGGCACGAAGAUGAGCAAAGAAGUAAACGAGGAGGUUGGUCCAAAGGAAGAAAGAGGAAGAAACCUCUUCGAGACAGCAAUGCACCCAAAUCCCCCCUUACAGGAUAUGUUCGGUUCAUGAACGAGCGUCGAGAACAGCUUCGAGCAAAAAGACCAGAAGUCCCAUUUCCAGAAAUUACAAGGAUGUUAGGCAAUGAAUGGAGUAAACUUCCUCCAGAGGAAAAACAGCGCUACCUUGAUGAAGCAGACAGAGAUAAGGAGCGUUACAUGAAGGAACUGGAGCAGUAUCAGAAGACUGAGGCCUACAAGGUUUUCAGUAGGAAAACCCAGGACCGUCAGAAAGGCAAAUCUCAUAGGCAAGAUGCAGCCCGACAGGCCACUCAUGAUCAUGAGAAAGAAGCAGAGGUAAAGGAACGGUCUGUUUUUGACAUCCCUAUAUUUACAGAGGAAUUCCUGAACCACAGCAAAGCUCGGGAGGCAGAGCUCCGUCAGCUUCGAAAAUCCAACAUGGAGUUUGAGGAGAGGAACGCAGCCCUGCAAAAGCACGUGGAGAGCAUGCGCACAGCGGUGGAGAAGCUGGAGGUGGACGUGAUCCAGGAGCGGAGCCGCAACACCGUCUUACAGCAGCACCUGGAGACCCUGCGGCAGGUGUUGACAAGCAGCUUCGCCAGCAUGCCCUUGCCUGGAAGUGGAGAGACACCUACAGUGGACACUAUCGACUCCUAUAUGAACAGACUGCACAGUAUUAUUUUAGCUAAUCCCCAAGACAAUGAAAACUUCAUAGCUACAGUUCGAGAAGUUGUGAACAGGCUUGAUCGUUAGGGAAUGGUCUUAGAGCUCCAAGAUGUUCUGUAAGUGGUUUUACUUGUUUGGAAUGAGAAGCCAUCCAUGGAAAUUUGAAUUGAGUGGAGGCAGGGAGGGAGUACAGAUUACACUGCUUGUGAAGGAACUGUCAGUUGAGUUAAAUGCCUUCACCCCAGGAAGCCAUAUGAGGGAGCAACAAAAGGAACAUGUAUGUGAACUUCCUAUGGAAUCAUCCUCGUGAAGCUUUGACCGUGUACAGCCACUCUCCCAAGUCUUCAGUUUCCUAUCAUUUCUAUUUCUGUUAAAGUGGGUCUGCAUAUAUUCUGCUGACCAGGCGCCCCUGAGACUGGCAUCUUCUGCAGCAGAAAGGAAGCCUUCUUAUUGUUCUGCUUCAUUCAGAUUAGACUCUUUUAUCAGUGGCUCUGUGGUUUUUAUCAGUGGUUUUCCUACCUUGCUGUCACUUUUUUUUAAUAACCCCCACUUGUGGGGGUUAUUUUUUUAUUUCCUUCACCCCCACCAAGCUAGACACCUCCAUUUUCUGACCUCUUGGCUUUGUUGCUCAGCAGGGUUCUGAAGGAGA
This is a messenger RNA of Kogia breviceps (pygmy sperm whale), 2026 nucleotides long. The record is from RefSeq and is a predicted model, not a curated record. Lineage: Eukaryota; Metazoa; Chordata; Mammalia; Artiodactyla; Physeteridae.